Messenger RNA from Penicillium macrosclerotiorum, 960 nucleotides. RefSeq names its product WD40 repeat domain-containing protein. The coding region runs from base 1 to 960 and encodes 319 amino acids. Gene Ontology annotation, molecular function: protein binding. Gene Ontology annotation, cellular component: nucleus; transcription repressor complex. Gene Ontology annotation, biological process: negative regulation of transcription by RNA polymerase II. The transcript has a single exon. The record is from RefSeq and is a predicted model, not a curated record. Lineage: Eukaryota; Fungi; Ascomycota; Eurotiomycetes; Eurotiales; Aspergillaceae.
AUGGCGAAUCUAGAGAAAGAACCAAUCGCAUUCCCCGAUCCGGGCCCAGAUUCAGAGUCGGGCCGGAUCGUGACAGGGGGUUCAUAUGACACGCUGAUCAAGAUUUGGGACCCAGCUACGGGACAAUGCCUACGGACUCUUGAUGAACACAGCAAAUGGGUCCGAUCCGUGACCUGGUCGCCCGAUGGCCACCGGUUUGCAUCGUCGUCGGAUGACAAGUCCGUGAAGAUCUGGGAUCUUGCAACAGGCCAGUGUCUAGCAACCCUCCUCGGCCAUGAUGAUGUCGUCUGGCGAGUGGCCUGGUCGCAUGACAGCAGCCGCCUCGCAUCAUCUUCACUGGACAAGAUCAAGAUCUGGGACCCAGCGACGGGACGGUGCAUAUCAAACCUUGACGGCGGCGGCAUUUGCGUUUACUCUAUAGAGUGGUCGCGCGACAGCCACCAGCUGGCGACGGCGUUAGAUGAUAACCUCAAGAUCUGGGAUCUAGCCACGGAACGGUGCGUAUUGACGCUGAACAACUUGGGCAGUUUCAUCUACUCGGUGGCCUGGUCUGGUGAUGGCAGCCGACUCGCAUCCGGAUCAUCCGACCACGCCAUCAAGAUCUGGGAUCCGGUAACCGGCCAGUGCCUGUCAACAUUCAAUGGUCACGAGAGUACUGUCUAUGCAUUGGCUUGGUCGCCGCAGAAUCCCAAGGUCAAGAGCAGACUCGCCUCGGGAUCCUAUGACAAGUCCGUCAAGAUCUGGGAUCCAGCGACUGGCCAAUGUAUAUUGACGCUCAACGGCCAUACCGAAUGGAUCCGGGCUGUGGCCUGGUCGCGCGAUGGCAGUCGGCUCGCAUCUGCGGGAGAUGACAAGUCGGUGAAAAUUUGGGAUCUAUCAACGGGCGAAUGUAUAUCCACGCUCAAGGGUCACACCAGUGGCAUCUGGUCAAUGAAGUGGUCGGCCUGGAACGCUGUCUAG